Messenger RNA from Centruroides sculpturatus (bark scorpion), 2076 nucleotides. RefSeq names its product 4-hydroxybenzoate polyprenyltransferase, mitochondrial-like (gene Coq2). The transcript has 8 exons. Lineage: Eukaryota; Metazoa; Arthropoda; Arachnida; Scorpiones; Buthidae. Bases 163 to 1263 code for a protein of 366 amino acids. The record is from RefSeq and is a predicted model, not a curated record. Gene Ontology annotation, cellular component: mitochondrial inner membrane. Gene Ontology annotation, biological process: ubiquinone biosynthetic process.
GAUUAAUUUCAAAAUAAUCUUAAGUUGGCAACACUUAUAAUAAAACGAAAAAACGGCAUGGUUGAUGCAAUAUGUUGUGCCUUGGCUCAAGGACAAGUAAUGCUAUUUCAGAAUGUUUUACGUAUUAUAUUUUACAAUGAAUAACGCGGGAAGAAGUAAAGAAUGUCGGCUUUUUUGAUAUCGAGAAUUUGUCGAUUUCCCGCGAAGACAUGGCACUUUGUAACUCCAUGUUAUUUCUAUGAUGCGAAAUAUAAAAGAUUCGAACGGUUCUCGGAUAGAAAUACUUUUCUACGUUCGUCUUCUAGUAGUAAAAGUCUGCUAACGGAGCUGACGGCGAUACAGAAAAUAGUAAACAAUGCACCGAAUAAAUUACAACCAUACUUACGCCUGAUGAGAUUGGAUAAACCGAUUGGUACAUGGUUAUUGCUGUAUCCAGGAUGGUGGAGUAUAAGCAUGGCUUCAUCUCCAGAACAAUUUCCUGAUCCUAGGCUUCUGUUACUCUUUGGUGUAGGUGCCUUAUUACUUCGUGGUGCUGGUUGCACGAUUAAUGACAUGUGGGAUAGGAAAUAUGAUGCAAAAGUCGAACGAACGCAACAGAGGCCUUUAGCAUGUGGUGAAAUAAGCAUGUUCAAUGCUUUGGUUUUUUUAGGUGCAGAAUUAUCUUUAGGUCUUCUGAUACUGUUACAAUUAAAUUGGUACAGUAUUUUCCUCGGAGUUUGUUCAAUUCCGCUUAUAGUAACGUAUCCGCUUAUGAAAAGAAUCACGUAUUGGCCUCAAAUAUUUCUAGGACUGACGUUUAACUGGGGUACUCUCAUGGGUUGGUCGGCCGUACAUAAUUCAAUCAACUGGUCCAUUGUCCUUCCGUUAUAUGGAGCCGGAAUUUGUUGGACUAUGAUUUAUGAUACCAUUUAUGCACAUCAAGAUAUAAAAGAUGACAUGAUGAUUAGUCUUAAAUCAACUGCUAUUAAAUUUGGGGAAAAUACAAAAAACUGGUUAAUAGGAUUUGGCACUUCUAUGGUUAGUUUACUUUUGCUGUCAGGCAUAUGUGCAGAACAAACCUGGCCGUAUUACGCAGCCGUUGGUCUCGCUGCUGCUCACAUUGCUAAUCAGGUUAUUACACUUGAUAUUAACAAUCCACGAGAUUGUUCUAAAAAGUUUCAAAGUAACAAAAGGAUAGGAUUUAUUCUGUUUGGUGGUAUCAUAGCUGGAACAUUACUGAAAAAGAAAAGUGAUGAUCGUGAUGAUGAAAAUAGGAAAUGUUAAGAGUUUUCUUUUUGUAUAUAGUAGUAAAUAAUAGUUUUGUACAUAUCUUCAUUGUUAUUUUGAAUAAAACAUGCAUCGACAUAGAAAAUUGUUUGCUCAUAACGUUAGUCAUUGUGAUGAAGUUAUGUAAAUAUUUAUUAUAACUUAUGCGAUGGAAUUUAAUUAGAAAAUUGUUUAAAUGCAUCAUUAAUGAUUAACGACAAGAUGUACUUUGAUUGUACCAAAAUUUCUUUUGGCAAAUAUAAAUGAAACAUGUUUUCAGAAAUCUGAUGUUAUGCAUGGAUUUUAUUUUAAAUAAAAUUGACUUAUUUGAAAAUUAAUUUUAAAAUCUUUAGGUAUUCUUACACGAGUUAUUCCGCUAAGUAAGAAACAACUUGUAUGUAUGGAAGCAAAUGUUAAAAUUGACAUGUCUCCUGCUGCACGUAUGGCGUGAUAUUUUGUUAUAAACUGUAUUGUGCAUGUUUGAAAAUAUCGAGUUUAACGUGUUGAUAAGCAGCACAUACUUAUUCUUUAAAUAGAGUUUGGAGGUUAUUUUGUAUGCUGUCUUGUUAUUAAAAAAUGGCCACCGAGACCAUUAUUAUAGGUUUAAUUAUAUUGAGAAAACAUGGAACUAACUGUUCAAAAGGCAUCCAUUCUUUUCGGACACCUUGCAUAUUAAAUACCGGACAUUUAACGCCAUUAGAACGAACAGCGGUAUCGAACUUCCCAAUAAUUCCAAGCGGUUCUAUUUGUAAUAUGUAUGAAAUGUUAAUUAAAAACGGCAUAAUAUAUUGAAUUUAUAUUUUCAAAUUGUUAAAAUGAAUAAAUAUAGAU